Messenger RNA from Cucumis melo (muskmelon), 643 nucleotides. RefSeq names its product auxin-responsive protein SAUR78. The transcript has 2 exons. Bases 85 to 564 code for a protein of 159 amino acids. NCBI's taxonomy places the organism in Eukaryota, Viridiplantae, Streptophyta, Magnoliopsida, Cucurbitales, Cucurbitaceae. The record is from RefSeq and is a predicted model, not a curated record.
UUCUAUCUGCUUAAAAGACUCUUUCAAUGAGACCCUUUCAACACAUCCAUCUGUCUUUUCUUCCAUCUAUAUAUACUUAGAUCUAUGGUUUUUCCUCUACACUAUUUAACGCUAAAACAAUACUAUAUAUCUUUACCUGUUCUAACAAAACCCCAAAUGGGUUGUUUGGUUCUUCCUUGCUACGUCAUGAAGAGACGACGCCGGAGAUCAACCCGACCGCACCUCGGCUACCACCGUCUCCACAAAUCCAACUUCGGCCGCAACGAUAGCAGCGAUGCGGAGAGUAGUCUAGUGAAGGUUGUGGCGGGAAAAGAGAGAAGAGAAUUCUUAGUAGACCCUUUUGUGUUGGAAGAAAAUCCGUUUCGGACUUUGAUCGAAAAGGGAGGAGAUUCAGAUGACGAUGAAGAUGGAGAUGGAGAUCAUGGAAAAAAGAAAAGGGUUAUAUUUGUUGAUGUUGAUGCUAUUUUGUUUGAGCAUUUGCUAUGGCUAAUGUAUAACGAUUGUUCUUCUUUGUUUAAGCUAAAUGUAGAGGAAAUUCUUGACUUUUAUGCUCAAGAUUUUUAGAGGGGAUCAGAGAGAGAGAUAUAUAGAAUUCAGAGAAACAUAAUUAAAGGUGUUCCUGUGAUGGCAUCGUUUCACCAAA